AUGGCCGACACCGCCGAGCUCAACGAGCGCUUCGGCACCGGCAGCGGCAAGCCCCUCGAGCCCGACGUCGUCCACCUCCUGCAAUCCCUCAUGCGCACCCACAAUCUCUCCGCCCAGGACCUCUUCUUCAAAUGGGAAUCCUACGGCAUGAAGAUGGGUCUGGACGAUUUCCAGGUCUCGAUCGAGACGCUCACGGCCUUUUCGCGCAGCCUGCUGGACGAGCUGGAAAGGUCGAAUCGGGCGCAGGGGGCUGCUGCACAGGGGAGUAGGGCGGAUAAAAGGGUGGGGGCUACGCCGCGGGGGGUGAGGGGGGGUGCGACUACAGGUGGUGGUGGCGGUGGUGAUGUGUUUGGGAUGUUGGAUGGGUUGACGACGCCUGGCGCGGGGAGGACGAAAGCGGGUGCUGCAGGGGGGUCAGCGUCGACGAGGAAAACGCCUGCGGUAACGCGGGCCAAGGCGGGCCAGGUUGCGAGUAGCUCACCGUUGAAGGUGGAGGAGCAAUUGAAUGCGAUGGGUGCGGUACCACCAUCAUCAUUUGCCGAACGCCCCAACGCCGGCGAGGUGCUGGGGACACUCAACGAACAACUCGACGCUGCCGAGCCGCCCAUUGCGCCGUUCCCCGAACCCCGCGUCAAGCUGACAGCGACGUCAGACCAAAAGAAGCUCGGCUACAAAGACCUGGCCAUGAAGCUGAACGAGGCAUCCGAGAUUCUCGAUGACCGGAUAGAGGACUUUGUGGAAUUGGUCAUGCAGCACCACGGCCUGGAGGAUUCUGCCCUCGGAAACCCAGCCAGUCAAAGUACAUCCGAGAUCGUGGCCAUCGGGCGGAUCGCGUCCGACUCGGCCGAGGGCAAGCUCAACGCGGCCUCGCUCGUGCUCGAAACCUCGCGGCGCAUGGGCAAUGGCCGGCGCGUGCACCUCAACCUGAACAAACUUAAAAGUUACCACUUUUUCCCGGGCCAAAUCGUCGCCCUCAAGGGCACAAACACCUCCGGCCGCGAAUUCACCGUCCACGAAGUUCUCGACAUCCCGCUCCUCAACAUAGCCGCCUCCUCCCCCGACCUCCUCGCAGCCCACACCGCCCGACUACGCGGAUCCGGGCCCGACGCCAUGGACACAGAUUCCGACACCCCUCUCCCCCUAACCGUCCUCUUCGCCUCCGGCCCCUACACCGCCGACGACAACCUCGACUUCGAGCCCCUCCACACCCUCUGCCGCGACGCAGCCGACAACUUCACCGAUGUCCUCGUCCUCACCGGCCCCUUCAUCGACCUCGAACACCCGCUCAUCGCCACCGGCGACUUCGACCUGCCCCCCGCAGCCCUGGCCGCAGGCGUCGACCCAGACCAAGCUAACCUUUCCACCUUGUUCAAAUAUCUCAUCUCCCCCGCCCUCAACCGUCUCGUUGCUGCCAACCCGUCCGUUUCGGUUCUUCUUGUUCCGUCGCUUCGCGAUGCGCUGGAUAAACAUGUCGCUUGGCCGCAGGACGCUUUCAUCCGCCGCGAGUCGGGGUUGCAUAAAGCGGUGCGGAUUGUGGGUAACCCGAUGACGCUGAGUAUCAAUGAGAUGGUGCUGGGGGUCAGUAGUCAGGAUAUAUUAUUCGAACUGCGGCAGGAGGAAUUGGUAGGCGCUCGGCCUGGGACCACACCGACAGUAGACCCAUUUUCGAGGGUGAGCCAGUACCUAGUGGAACAGCGGCAUUUUUUCCCGUUGUUUCCUUCGGCCGACCGGAAGAGGUUGCCCAAGACGGGGGCUACGGAGGGGCCUGGCGGGGGGUUGCCGCCGGGCGCGGCGCUGGAUGUGAGUUAUUUGAAGUUGGGGGAGAUGGUUAGUUUUCGGCCGGAUGUGUUGGUUUUGCCGAGUGCGUUGCCGCCGUUUGUUAACGUCGUGAGCUCGGUUGUCGUCAUCAACCCCGGCUUCCUGUCGAAGCGGAAAGCUGCCGGCACGUUUGCCAAGAUGACGCUGUACCCGCCGUCGCAGGCCAGUCUGGCGGCGGGUGCGGGAGGACCGGUGCCGCAUAAGAUUUAUGAGCGGGCGAGGGUUGAGAUUACGAGGAUUUGA
Molecule: messenger RNA, 2061 nt
Organism: Dichotomopilus funicola
Lineage: Eukaryota; Fungi; Ascomycota; Sordariomycetes; Sordariales; Chaetomiaceae
Product: DNA polymerase alpha subunit B N-terminal-domain-containing protein
Exons: 3
Coding region: 1-2061 (686 amino acids)
Biological process (GO): DNA replication; DNA replication initiation
Cellular component (GO): alpha DNA polymerase:primase complex
Molecular function (GO): DNA binding
Source: RefSeq, a predicted model, not a curated record